Messenger RNA from Cyprinus carpio (common carp), 1466 nucleotides. RefSeq names its product G/T mismatch-specific thymine DNA glycosylase-like. NCBI's taxonomy places the organism in Eukaryota, Metazoa, Chordata, Actinopteri, Cypriniformes, Cyprinidae. Gene Ontology annotation, molecular function: mismatch base pair DNA N-glycosylase activity. The record is from RefSeq and is a predicted model, not a curated record. Gene Ontology annotation, cellular component: nucleus. Gene Ontology annotation, biological process: base-excision repair, AP site formation.
CUAAGGACUUUUAUUUUGAAUUUAGCCUUUACCUUUGUUGAUAUUUUUACUUACACCGGCUGCAUCCAUCAUGUGUAGCAUCAUUUAGCUUUUACCGCACUAAAAAUACUCAAAUGUGCCAGAAAAGGUCUGAAGAAUAUAUAUGGAAGUAAGACCACCAAUUAAGAUGGAAGAAAGGCAGUAUUCAUCUCUGACGGCCCCUAUGGAUUAUCUUCAGUACUGGUAUCAAACCAAUCCUCAGCAGUACCAGGCAGAGCAGGUGCCGCAGUACCACCAGAUGGUUAAUGCCGUCCAAUACGCCGAGAGACCUGUGGAGGACAAAAUCAUGACUGAUCUUUCAGUGCAUCAAGAGCCAUAUCUGGAUCAACCUCAGCAGCCUCAUCAACUCUCUGCCCAACCACCAGCCCUUCCGACGACUCCGGCAAAAGGAAAGAAAAGGGGAAGGCCUCCAAAAGGUGAAGGAAAGGAGAGGACGGAAGCUGAAGAGUCUGCCAAGAAAGCGAAGAGGACGUUAGAUCGGUUCAACGGGAUGUCAGUGGAGGAAGUCAUGGCUAGAAAGCUGCCAGACGUCAUCACACACAAUCUUGACAUGCUGAUUAUCGGCAUCAAUCCAGGACUUUUGUCAGCCUACAAGGGAAGGCAUUAUCCAAAUCCUGGGAACCACUUUUGGAAAUGCCUAUAUCUUUCUGGGCUGACUGAUGAACAGCUCAACCACAUGCAUGACCAGACGCUUCCUGAACGGUAUGGCAUUGGUUUCACAAAUAUGGUGGAGAGGACAACACCUGGGAGUAAAGACCUAUCAAACAAAGAGAUCCGUGAAGGUGGCCACCAGCUUUUGGAAAAGCUCCAGAUGUACAGACCUUUAAUCGCUGUGUUCAAUGGAAAAUGUAUUUACGAAACAUUUUGCAAGGAGAUUUUUGGAGUAAAGGCUAAGAACUUAGAGUUCGGGUUGCAGCCUUACAAAGUGCCAGAAACAGAAACGGUUUGCUAUCUGAUGCCAUCAUCAAGCCCACGCUGUGCCCAGUUUCCUCGUGCUCAGGACAAAGUGCACUUCUUCAUCAAGUUAAAGGAGCUCAGGGACCAGAUGAAGGGAGUGGUGAGGACUCAAGAGAUCCAAGAGACAAGCUACACAUUUGAUCUGCCUCUGGCCAAAGAGGAUGCCAAAAGACUGUCAAUCAAAGAAGAGCAGCAUGACCCUGGAUACGAGGAGACCUGUGCCCAUGGAUCACAGCAGCACACACAGCAAGCAUUUGAGGUCCGCCCUUCUACAGACACAGAUCAGGUAUCGGACAACCGGUGGACAAUGCAGCCGUUUGCGGACCAGAUUCCAGACAUCAGAUGUAGCAACAGCAACUGAACAGCCUGAGAAAAGGACCAGCUAAACAUUCUUUUUUUAUUAUUGUUUUAUUUAAUAUUUUAAUGUGUUUUGCCUGUUUCUGAGUGAUUGAUUCAGAGCUGUUAGCUGA